Messenger RNA from Eutrema salsugineum, 273 nucleotides. RefSeq names its product defensin-like protein 287. The record is from RefSeq and is a predicted model, not a curated record. The transcript has 2 exons. The coding region runs from base 27 to 272 and encodes 81 amino acids. Lineage: Eukaryota; Viridiplantae; Streptophyta; Magnoliopsida; Brassicales; Brassicaceae.
AAAGCAAUUCCGAACUCAAAGAAAAUAUGAACAACCUUCGUGUAACCAUUGCAGUGUUGUUGGCCACUCUUGUCUUCACCUCGACUUUUUCAAAUUCUAAAGUGGAAGCCAAAGACGAAAUUAUCAUAUCAUUCAAAUGCAAAAAACAAUCAGAAUGCUUAACAAAUAUUGCUUGUGAGGCUUGUGUCGAUUGCCGAUGCGAUAAUGGUUUGUGUAGAUGCCAUGGUUUCGAUGAAGAAGUCAGUACUCCAACAGUUGCACAGCUUAAUUAAC